AUGCCGUCAACACCCUCGGUAUCAAAUCAUGCUAGUCGCCGCCGUGUGCAAACUGAACCACAUAUUGCAGCAGCCAUAGUCCGGCAUAUGGCCGAAAACCCGAGCUCGCGCAACAGAAACGCAAACAAGCUGACAGGUAGCAAAACUACUAGACUCUUAAGGCCAGAUUCGUUAUACGUUGACGCCGUGGUCAGUAGCUAUGCAGUGUUAGAAGAAGGCAGCCACGGGCUACUUAUGGGAAGAGGCCCUUCUGUUUCUGGUAACAGAGACGAAAUUAACCUCGAUUCCAACUAUGCUGAGGUGGUUUCAUCUACCACGAGUAAUAUAAAAAGCUCGGAACUACUGCGGAAACAGGGAUCCGCAAGGACAGAGGUAUACACGAGCCCUGAUAUAUCCCCUCUAACCCGAUCUGCACUGGAGGUUACACGUGGACAUUCUCUUUCUGUAGAACUCGCUUCGUCUGGAAAUGACAGUCGUAUCAGCUCUUCUGGUGGUGAGAAUCAGCCUAAUACCCAGUACGUAGAUGUUGUUUCACCGGAAAGAAGCCAUCCUAUAUCAAAAUCACAUUCCCGGCCGAGAGCAAUAUUGUCCAAAGCGCAAACAUUGCCCGAAUCUUCAUCAGCAGCAAACGACAGUGUGUACGUCAAUGAUGUCCCGUCCAGUGCGCGCGCUCAGGCGCAAAUAUCUGAGAACGUAGCGCCACUGCCGAGAGACUAUGCCGCUCCACGCAUGCGACCAAAAUCUACGCCACACAAUAGGGUGGAAAAGCCAGACAACAACUAUGUGUCUGUCGUCCCUUCACCUUAUGCGAGUGUCAGUGGAUCUGGUGCGAGUGUACAGCGCUCUGCUACAAUCCCAAGCCGACCUGUAGACACUUCUCCACACGGCAGUGAGUACGUAGACGUUGUUUCAGUCACAACAAAACACCGCGGGUGGUCACCGUCGACGGUGCAAGUGUUAAACGGUAAACCCGAUUAG
Molecule: messenger RNA, 978 nt
Organism: Sphaeroforma arctica JP610
Lineage: Eukaryota; Ichthyosporea; Ichthyophonida
Exons: 2
Coding region: 1-978 (325 amino acids)
Source: RefSeq, a predicted model, not a curated record